Pygocentrus nattereri (red-bellied piranha) is the source of this 3641-nucleotide messenger RNA. It is a transcript of the gene papolg, whose product is annotated as poly(A) polymerase gamma. Gene Ontology annotation, cellular component: nucleus. The coding region runs from base 137 to 2377 and encodes 746 amino acids. NCBI's taxonomy places the organism in Eukaryota, Metazoa, Chordata, Actinopteri, Characiformes, Serrasalmidae. The transcript has 22 exons. Gene Ontology annotation, molecular function: RNA binding; poly(A) RNA polymerase activity. The record is from RefSeq and is a predicted model, not a curated record.
GGUGGGCGCCAUAUUGGAGUAAAGCUAUUGUUAUAAGGAGAGAGGGGAGGAGGAGAAAGAGGGGGGCUGCUGCUGGCUGACUUCAUUUUUUCUACUGUUGCGAUCUAUACAUAGAGGGUCUUUUCUACGAAGGGUCAUGAGAGAAAUGUCAGCAGCCAGUACUAAUAUGCUUAGUGGGCAGCAGCCUCAGAAACACUAUGGCAUCACGUCCUCGAUCAGCCUGGCCUUUCCCAGGGAGAUAGACCUCCUGUACACUCAGAAGCUCAUAGAGGCCAUGAAACCUUUUGGAGUGUUUGAGGAUGAAGAUGAACUCAAUCACAGACUUGCAGUUCUUGGAAAACUUAAUUCAUUUGUUAAAGAGUGGAUUGCAGAAAUCAGUGAAACAAAGAAUCUGCCACCUUCAGCUGUAGUGAAUGUUGGAGGCAAAAUCUUUACCUUUGGGUCUUACAGACUGGGAGUGCACACAAAAGGUGCUGAUAUAGAUGCUCUUUGUGUGGCACCUCGUCAUGUUGAGAGGAGUGACUUUUUCUCAUCUUUCUUUGAAAAACUGAAGCAGCAUGAUGAGAUCAGGGACCUACGAGCUGUGGAAGAUGCCUUUGUACCAGUAAUCAAAUUCAAGUUUGAUGGGAUUGAGAUUGAUCUUCUUUUUGCAAGACUUGCUCUGCCGUCCAUCCCUGAUAACCUGGACCUUAGAGGAGACUCUCUGCUUAGAAACCUAGACAUAAGAUGUAUUCGCAGUUUAAAUGGUUGCCGUGUUACUGAUGAGAUCCUGUACUUGGUUCCUGAUAAAGAGAACUUCAGACUUACCUUGAGGGCGAUCAAACUGUGGGCUAAGCGCCGUGGAAUCUACUCCAACAUGCUCGGUUUCCUUGGUGGUGUGUCCUGGGCCAUGCUGGUAGCUAGAACCUGUCAGCUUUACCCAAAUGCUGUGGCUGCCACCCUUGUGCACAAGUUCUUUCUUGUCUUUUCCAAAUGGGAGUGGCCAAACCCUGUGCUUUUAAAACAGCCUGAAGACAGCAAUUUGAAUCUGCCAGUCUGGGAUCCUCGGGUAAACCCUUCAGACAGAUACCAUUUGAUGCCGAUUAUCACACCUGCAUACCCCCAACAGAAUUCCACCUACAAUGUUUCCACCUCUACGCGCACUAUCAUGAGCGAGGAAUUCAAAUAUGGCCUUACAGUUACAGAUGAAAUCCUUCAGGGUAAAGCUGACUGGUCCAAGUUGUUUGAACCGCCAAACUUUUUCCAGAAGUACAAGCAUUAUAUUGUGCUCACUGCCAGUGCAUCCACUGAGGAGAAUCACUUGGAAUGGGUUGGUCUGGUAGAGUCUAAGAUCAGAGUUCUGGUCGGCAAUUUGGAGCGCAAUGAAUACAUCACUCUUGCACACGUAAACCCACAGUCUUUCCCAUGGUCAAAGGAGAGCCGCAGCGAGAAUGAGUUUGUGUCAAUGUGGUUUAUUGGAAUCAACUUCAAGAAAUUGGAGAAUGCUGAUUGUGUGAACAUUGACCUAACCUAUGACAUCCAGUCCUUUACAGACACCGUCUACAGGCAGGCCAGCAACAUUAACAUGUUGAAGGAUGGGAUGACCAUUGAAGCCACACACGUAAAGAAGAAGCAGCUACACCAGUACCUGCCUGCUGAAAUGGUGCACAGGGGCAAGAAGAAGAGCCUAGGAGACCUGAACCGCAGUUCUAACAGUGGGGGGUCAAAACGCUGUUCACUGGAUGGCAGUCAGCUUGAUAGUUCCAGAGAUACAGAUACAGGCACCCCUUUCAGCUCACCCACCCCAGUCAGUAAAGCAUGCAAAUCAGCAUCCACCCCUGGCGACAGUAUUACCCCUCCCAAACCUCCGGCCCCACUGUAUGUGGAAUGCUCCCCAGUCUCUGAGCCCUCUCCUUCUGAAAAUGAGCUGGGAAUGUCCAUACCAGUCAUUGGAGCAACUGCAGUAAUGGCCAAGUCCACUGCACCCCCUGUAGGCAGCACUAUUCCCACUGUGGUGGGCCGAAAUGUCAUUCCGCAUAUGAGCUCGCCAAAUGCCAGCCCAUCUGACCUGCCCAAUGGCCUUAAUGGAGCUGCCCCUAAGAGACCCCAUUCACCCUCAUUGGAGGAACCACCCAAGAAACUCAAGGACACCGAGCAGAUGUUCUCAGAUGAUUCUGCAUUUAAAGAACCCUACCCACCAUCUAGUAAUGGACAGGAUCAAGGAGAUGGCCCUGCAGUGGAGGGCCUUGCAGUGACACAACCUAUGCCUAUUCCAACUAUUGAUACAUCAAGGACACAGAGACUGCCCAGUAAGGAGCUGCCAGAUGCCUCCUCUCCCAUUCCCACAAACAACUUGCGAGUCAUUAAGAACUCAAUCAGACUCACUCUUAACCGAUAGCAGUGAACUCUCCACAGGUAAUGUUGAGUGUGGCAGCCACUCCAGGUUUUUGUUUCUCUUUGAGUUUGCCCUCUUUCACACAGCUGUCUGCACAGAGCCAGACCAAUGUGGCCAGAGAGAGUGCUCUCGCUGCCUAUAGUGUGCAUCUGAUCUUCCAGAUGACUUGUAAAUGUUACAAUUGUAAAGUAUUAGACUCUUGAAUUUUUUUUUUUUUUAAAUACCGCCUUAAUGUGUCAAUGCUUGCUGAGUAAACACCUAUCUGAGAGUGUUUUGAAGCGUAACUUGUACAGUAGGUGUAGUUUGUAUAUAAUGUCUUUAAAAUCCAUUGUUAGUCUUUCUAUACCAUUCUAAUGUAGUUUUUACUAACAAAAAAAGGUAAAAAAAAAAAAAAAAGUCUUGUUUGUUCUUGUAAAAAAGAAUCCCCAUUGUUUUUGUCAGUCUUCCUCCUCACUCACGGUCUUUUGUUAUCACUGUAUAUGUUCUGAUGGGGGUUUGAGGAGGAUUGGAGGGGGGGGGGGUGCGAAUGGGCCUGCAUUGUCAUAACUAGGACCCCUUUACUGAUAUCAACCCAGUCAUCCAUUACAGAUGUAUUUAUCCUUCCAGCAUCAAAGUGAGAGGGCUGCUGUUGGGUAUGGUUAGUAGGGCGAGGAUUACUGAGCAGGUCAUGAGUAGUCUUGUUUUGCUGAAAUGGUUUAUUGCUUUGCUGAAUGGCCUCAGAGUGAAUUUAGUGUGUAUGCGUGCAUGUGUGUGAAUGACAGAAUUAUUCCCUGACUUUAGGGCUUCACCCCUGCGCCUCCCAUGGAGGUUUCUUUGGCAGCAUCUGAAUUUCAUUGAGCGCAAAAAUGACAUGUUGAAUUUCCCAUUUGUUUUUUUCCAUAAACUACUGUUUUGCCCCUGUUGUACAGAGAAGCAUCAAUAUGUAUUAUUUCAAAAAGAGGCUUAAUAUUCAUUUUGGGGUUCCUUAACCUUUUAUUUAUAUUUGCUUAUUUGUACCAUGUAAUUUUUAUAUCACAGGCGUUGCAGUUGGAGUUUUCUUCAGAACAUCAUUUACACCAUUCAGUUUUGAGACAGACUUCUUGUUGAAUUUGCUUUAGGGAAACUACUGUAUAUGUAUUAUAUAGUAGUUAGUUGUCCUGUUAUUUUAUUUUUUUUUUGUUUAGUUUUUUUUUUUUUUGGUAGGGUAAAAGUUAUUUCAAAGUGUAUUUUUGUAUGUAAUGUAUUCUGCCUCCUUUAAACAGAGACCAUAAAAUUUCACAAAACCCCA